AUGAACUUUGCUCACACCAGAAGAAAAUAUAUGAAAUUGAUACUCAUGCCGGUGUAUCAAUCGCUGGUCUACUGUCAGAUGGAAGAAUUCUUGCAAGAACUACAGGCCAACACUCAAUAUUAUGGUCGGCGACCCUUUGGAGUCGGCUUAUUAAUUGCGGGAUACGAUAAAGAUGGUACACACAUUGUGCAGUCGGAUCCAUCAGCAGAGGUUGUGGAAAUGUUCGCAUCAUCCAUCGGUGCCAGAUCGCAAUCAGCGCGCACUUACUUGGAGAGGCACUUGGACAAAUUUAGGGAAGCUAGUGCCGAUGAUUUAAUUCGACAUGCUCUUCUGGCUCUGAGAGACACCUUGCCUGCGGAGGAGAAUUUGACGAGUCAGGUACGGAGUUGUGAACUACUCUGA
Cooperia oncophora is the source of this 402-nucleotide messenger RNA. The record is from the annotation of a GenBank genome assembly. Lineage: Eukaryota; Metazoa; Nematoda; Chromadorea; Rhabditida; Trichostrongylidae.